AUGUAUAACUAUUUAGUAUUGGCAACUAUGAUGGUUAUCAUGAUGAUGACAUUAUCAGUUACAGAAGGACAAUUAUAUUUAUCAAUAUCAUCACAAGGAGUUGAAGAGUUUAUUCUACCAGACUAUUGUUUUGGUAUGGAGAAAUGGGUUGUUAGAAAUAAUGUGGCAGAGAAGAGAGUCUAUGACUUUAGUGACUGUGAUGUCUACUUGCACUCUGACAAUUACAAGAUUGGUCAAGACUAUAAUGGUACAACUUACUCGGUGGCCAAUAUAGACAAUGUAGUGUUCCCAUCGAAUAGUUUCUGGUGGGUCAAUUAUGACAAUACAUGGGGCAAGUGUAACCAGACCAUUCUCACAACUGGAUACUAUUCAACUGGCAAAUGCGUAGUCUUUGACGUUCAAAAGCCCCAACAAGGUUACGGUAUCUACUCUUGCAGCAAGAACAAAGAUAAUGCAGAGGCUGAACAAUACGGUAGCGACUCUACAUGCAGCUCCUCACCAACUGGUGGUAAGAACUUCCCAUACGCUUCUUAUUGUGGUGCAAGAUAUAUCAAUCAAAGACAAGGUUGUGAUAGUCCAGGUAAAAAUGGUCCCUACAUUGAUGAUGGAUCAAGUAGUGAUAAUAAUAGCAGUAGCAAUGAUGACCAAUAA
Molecule: messenger RNA, 651 nt
Organism: Cavenderia fasciculata
Lineage: Eukaryota; Evosea; Eumycetozoa; Acytosteliales; Cavenderiaceae
Exons: 1
Coding region: 1-651 (216 amino acids)
Source: RefSeq, a predicted model, not a curated record